This is a messenger RNA of Hyphopichia burtonii NRRL Y-1933, 198 nucleotides long. RefSeq names its product RNA recognition motif domain-containing protein. The annotation marks the transcript as partial. NCBI's taxonomy places the organism in Eukaryota, Fungi, Ascomycota, Pichiomycetes, Serinales, Debaryomycetaceae. The transcript has a single exon. The record is from RefSeq and is a predicted model, not a curated record. Gene Ontology annotation, molecular function: RNA binding.
GCCAAUAUCCCCUCUGGCACCAGCCAGGAAACGCUUACCAGUUUGUUCAAUCCGUUCGGACUCGUUGCCAGCAUUGAGUUGAACAGGCACCAUGCCGUGAUUGAGUACGAGGAGACCACGGACUGCUGGCAUGCUCUUCAGAACAUGAAUGGGUUUGCUGUGGGAGACGAGUUCCUAGUGGUGGAGUUGAUGAAGUAG